AGGAUCCAGACAGAGAGCAACAAGGUCCAGGUGUUCUUCCACAGUGAUAACUCUGGAGAGAACAUCGGCUGGAGGCUCUCCUACACCUCCUCAGGUUAGCCACACCAAAUAUUCAUAUGUCAUUGUGUACACUUUUCCCAAAAUGUAACUUUUUCAACUCUGUUGAAUGUCUUAAUUUGUGUUCGGUACAUUAUUUUUGCUAACUAGAGCCAUAGAGGGUUUUUCGGCUUGUCCCCAAUUCUGGUUUUAAUCCUCUCCUUCUAAUCAGGAACUAAUUCAGACCUGGGACACCAGGUGAGUGCAAUUAACUACCAGGUAAAAACAAAAACCAGAAGUGGUAUUCUGCUCUCCAUGACCGGAAUUGGGCAGCCCUGCCAUAGAGGAACCCUUUAUCGUUCUAGCCUAGAUAGAACCCUCUGGAAUGGGUUUCACCUAGAAUCCUCUAUGAAAUGUCCUCCUAGUUACCGGAACCCUUUGCAACCCUAAUGCAGACACUUCAUUGAUGGUAUUGGUCUAGCCACCCCAACAAAACAUGUGAAAAUUAACACAGACACAAUACAAGUAGAAUACAACAACAAUUGAAAUGAUAAAACGGGAAUAACUCAAAUAAUUAAUGAAGUCAGUUGUAAGCAAAAAAAUGGUUUCCUGGUCUAAUCAUCUAGCCUAUAUCCUGUUUGUUUUUCAGGAAGGAGUCAGUGUCCUGUCCCUGUGAAGCCCCUCUAUGGCCAGCUGGAUCCGGUCCAGAUCCAGUACUCCUUCAAAGACCACGUCCUGGUAUCCUGUGACCCAGGAUACAGACUGAUAAGGGUGAGACUGACAGACAGGUUGGGACCAUACACUCUUGUUAAAGUCUUAUUCUCCACUGUAACAAUACUCUUUAUUUAUAUGAAGAGAUGAUCAUCUGGCACCCGCCCAGUCGCCAUGGUGAGAAAAGGUAUACUCUUAAAGAUGUCAGUCUGCAUGUUUGACAUAAACAUUGAAGUCGGACUACGCAGAAUCACUGAUCAAUGACUUACUUUGCAUCCAAAAUAAACUCAUUAUGUGAUCAAAAUGAGCGAUUCUGUGUUUCCGCCUUGCUCAAACUGAUUCCCUCAAAGAAAGUCUCUAUCUUCUACUUCCUCCUAUGUCAUCUCUAUCUUCUACUUCCUCCUGCUUAAGCCCAAAAUGACAUGGUGUUAUUUUAUCUUCCAGCGGCUGCCUCUGGUCUUCUGUAGAAAGGGAUCCGUUGCCACCUAGUGGCUAUCUAAUAUACACUAUUCCAGGGCUCUCCAACCCUGUUCCUGGAGUGCUACCGUCCUGUAGGUUUUCACUCCAACCCUAAUCUAGUAUAUCAGAUUAUAAUCAUUAGCUGCUUGAUCAACUGAAUCAGGUUAGUUACAACUGGGGAUGGAGCGAAAACCUACAGGAGGGUAGCUCUCCAGGAACAGGUUUGGAGACAAUUAUUAAUAGAUACACAAGAUGACGGCCAGGGGGUGAUGUGUUGAAGCCACCGUGCCUCCAUCCUGGCACUCCCCCAAUAUUGUGAAAAAUAUUUUGGAAGGUAUAGAAAUGCAUUUAUUAAUGUCUACAUUUGUUUUUGCCACAUUUAUUCUAUUGCAGACACCUUAAUGCAUCCUUAAAGUAUACGUUUUUUGCGAUUACUAAUGUUACUAUCCCCAUUACAACAACAGAAAUAUAUAAAUAUAUGUAAUCUUGUCCUUGAAACAUUUAAUUGAAAUACUGUAGAAUUCCAUUCAUUCCUAUGGAGGACUGCUCAUAGUGCGGGCAGUGGCAAUAUUUUAAUUAUUUUUCGGUACCUUUUAAUUUAAAAGGGAAGACCUAUUGAUACAUAGCCUAGGUCUCUUUUACCAAUGCACCCUGUAUAAUACACAUAUGAAGGAGUACUGGUCUUUGAAGGAGUACUGGAUCUGGACCGGAUCCAGCUGGCCAUAGAGGGGCUUCACAGGGACAGGACACUGACUCCUUCCUGAAAAACAAACAGGAUAUAGGCUAGAUGAUUAGACCAGGAAACCAUUUUUUUGCUUACAACUGACUUCAUUAAUUAUCACAUAUAUAUAUAUAUAUAUAUAUAUAUAUAUAUAUAUAUAUAUAUAUAUAUAUAUACACGUGUAUAUAUAAUAUACAGUACCAGUCAAACAUUUUGACACAUCUACUCAUUCCAGGGUUUUUCUUAAUUUUUACUAUUUUCUACAUUUAGCAGACGCUCUUAUCCAGAGCGACUUACAGUUAGUGAGUGAAUACAUUUUAUUUUAAAAAAAUUCAUACUGGCCCCCCGUGGGAAUCAAACCCACAACCCUGGUGUUGCAAGCGCCAUGCUCUACCAACUGAGCUACACGGGACUUCUACAUUGUAGAAUAAUAGUGAAGACAUCAAAACUAUGAAAUAACACAUAUGGAAUCAUGUAGUAACCAAAAAAGUGUUAAACAAAUCAAAAUAUAUUUUAGAUUCUUCAAAGUAGCCACCCUUUGCCUUGAUGACAGCUUUGCACACUCUUGGCAUUCGCUCAACCAGCUCCUCUGAACAGUUAAUGUUGAGAUGUGUCUGUUACUUGAACUCUGUGAAGCAUUUAUUUGGGGUGCAAUUUCUGAGGCUGGUAACUCUAAUGAACUUAUUCUCUGCAGCAGAGGUAACUCUGGGUCUUCCAUUCCUGUGGCGGUCCUCAUGAGAGCCAGUUUAACCAUAGCGCUUGAUGGUUUUUGCGACUGCACUUGAAGAAAGUUCUUGAAAUUGUCCAUAUUGACUGACAUUCAUGUCUUAAAGUAAUGAUGGACUGUUUCUCUUUGAUUAUUUGAGCUGUUCUUGCCAUAAUAUGGACUUGGUCUUUUACCAAAUAGGGCUAUCUUCUGUUUACCCCCCCCUACCUUGUCACAACACAACUGAUUGGCUCAAACCCAUUAAGAAGGAAAGAAAUUCCACAAAUUAAGUUAAGAAGGCACACCUGUUAAUUGAAAUGCAUUCCAGGUGACUACCUCAUGACUACCUCCAAACCUUUGACUAGUACUGUACAUACAGUGCAUUCGGAAAGUAUUCAGACCCCUUCCCUUUUUCCACAUUUUGUUACGUUACCCUCAUCAAUCUACACACAAUACCCCAUAAUGACAAAGCAAAAACAGGUUUUUAUAAGUUUUUGCAAAUUUAUUUAAAAAAUGAAAUACCUUAUUUACAUAAAUAUUUAGACCCUUUGCUAUGAAACUCGAAAUUAAGCUCAGGUGUAUCUUGUUUCCAUUGAUCAUCCUCGAGAUGUUUCUUCAACUUGAUUGGAGUCCACCUGUGGUAAAUUCAAUUGAUUGGACAUGAUUUGGAAAGGUGCAUGCAUGUCAGAGCAAAAACCAAGCCAAGAGGUCGAUUGUCCGUAGAGCUCCGAGACAGCAUUGUGUCGGUUCACAGAUCUGGGGAAGGGUACCAACACAUUUCUGCAGCAUUGAAGGUAUCCAAGAACACAGUGGCCUCCAUCAUACUUAAAUGGAAGAAGUUUGGAACCACCAAGACUCUUCCUAGAGCAGGCCGCCCGGCCAAACUGAGCAAUCGGGUGAGAAGGGCCUUGGUCAGGGAGGUGACCAAGAACUCGAUGGUCACUCUGACAGAGCUCCAGAGUUCCUCUGUGGAGGUGGGAGAACCUUCCACAAGGACAACCAUCUCUGCAGCACUCCACCAAUCAGGUCUUUAUGGUAGCGUGGCCAGACGGAUGCCACUCUUCAGUAAAUGGCACAUAACAGUCGCUUGGAGUUUGCCAAAAGGCACCUAAAGGACUCUCAGGCCAUGAGAAACAAGAUUCUCUGAUCUGAUAAAACCAAGAUUGAACUCUUUGGCCUGAAUGCCAAACGUCACGUCUGGAGGAAACCUGGCACCAUUCCUAUGGUAAAGAAUGGUGGUGGCAGCAUCAUGCUGUGUGGAUGUUUUUUAGCGGCAGGGACUGGGAGACUAGUCAGCAUCGAGGGAAAGAUGAACGGAGCAAAGCACAGAGAGAUCCUUGAUGAAAACCUGCUCCAGAGUGCUCAGGACCUCAGACGGGGAAGGUUCACUUUCCAACAGGACAACGACCCUAAGCACACAGCCAAGACAAUGCAGGAUUGGCUUCGGGAUAAGUCUCUGAAUGUCCUUGAGUGGCCCAGCCAGAGCCCAGACUUGAACCUGAUCUCUGGAGAGACCUGAAAAUAGAUGUGCAGCGACGCUCCCCAUCCAACCUAACAGAGCUUGAGAGAAUCUGCAGAGAAGAAUGUGAGAAACUCCCUAAGUACAGGUGGGCCAAGCUUGUAGCGUAAUACCCAAGAAUACUUAAACAUUUGCAAAAACGUCUAAAAACCAGUUUUUGCUUUUUCAUUAUAGGGUAUUGCGUGUAUAUUGAUGAGGGAAAAUAAACUAUUUAAUCUAAUUCUGAAUAAGGCUGUAACGUAACACAAUGUGGAAAAAGUCAAGGGGUCUAAAUACUUUCCGAAUGGACUGCGUGUGUGUGUAUAUAUAUAUAUAUAUAUAUAUAUAUAUAUAUAUAUAUAUAUAUAUAUAUAUAUAUAUAUAUAUAUAUAUAUAUAUAUAAAUAUAAAUACAGUGAGGGAAAAAAGUAUUUGAUCCCCUGCUGAUUUUGUAUGUUUGCCCACUGACAAAGAAAUGAUCAUUCUAUAAUUUUAAUGGUAGGUUUAUUUGAACAGCGAGAGACAGAAUAACAACAAGAAAAUCCAGAGAAAUGCAUGUAAAAAAUGUUAUAAAUUGAUUUGCAUUUUAAUGAGGGAAAUAAGUAUUUGACCCUCUCUCAAUCAGAAAGAUUUCUGGCUCCCAGGUGUCUUUUAUACAGGUAACGAGCUGAGAUUAGGAGCACACUCUUAAAGGGAGUGCUCCUAAUCUCAGUUUGUUACCUGUAUAAAAGACACCUGUCCACAGAAGCAAUCAAUCAAUACGAUUCCAAAUUCCAAGACCAAAGAGCUCUCCAAGGAUGUCAAAGACAAGAUUGUAGAUCUACACAAGGCUGGAAUGGGCUACAAGACCAUCGCCAAGCAGCUUCGUGAGAAGGUGACAAUAGUUGGUGCGAUUAUUCGCAAAUGGAAGAAACACGAAAUAACUGUCAAUCUCCCUCUGCCUGGGACUCCAUGCAAGAUCUCACCUCGUGGAGUUGCAAUGAUCAUGAGAACGGUGAGGAAUCAGCCCAGAACUACACAGGAGGAUCUUGUCAAUGAUCUCAAGGCAGCUGGGACCGUAGUCACCAAGAAAACAAUUGGUAACACACCAUGCCGUGAAGGACUGAAAUCCUGCAGCGCCCGCAAGGUCCCCCUGCUCAAGAAAGCACAUAUACAGGCCCGUCUGAAGUUUGCCAAUGUACAUCUGAAUGAUUCAGAGGAGAACUGGGUGAAAGUGUUGUGGUCAGAUGAGACCAAAAUGGAGCUCUUUGGCAUCAACUCAACUCGCCGUGUUUGGAGGAGGAGGACCCCAAGAACACCAUCCCCACCGUCAAACAUGGAGGUGGAAACAUUAUACUUUGGGGGUGUUUUUCUGCUAAGGGGAAGGACAACUUCACCGCAUCAAAGGGACGAUGGACGGGGCCAUGUACCGUCAAAUCUUGGGUGAGAACCUCCUUCCCUCAGCCAGGGCAUUGGAAAUGGGUCGUGGAUGGGUAUUCCAGCAUGACAAUGACCCAAAACACACGGCCAAGGCAACAAAGGAGUGGCUCAAUUAGAAGCACAUUAAGGUCCUGGAGUGGCCUAGCCAGUCUCCAGACCUUAAUCCCAUAGAAAAUCUGUGGAGGGAGCUGAAGGUUCGAGUUGCCAAACGUCAGCCUCGAAACCUUAAUGACUUGGAGAAGAUCUGCAAAGAGGAGUGGGACAAAAUCCCUCCUGAGAUGUGUGCAAACCUGGUGGCCAACUGCAAGAAACAUCUGACCUCUGUGAUUGCCAACAAGGGUUUUGCCACCAAGUACUAAGUAAUGUUUUGCAGAGGGGUCAAAUACUUAUUUCCCUCAUUUUUGACAUGUGUUUUUCUGGAUUUUUUUGUUGUUAUUCUGUCUCUCACUGUUCAAAUAAACCUACAAUUAAAAUUAUAGACUGAUCAUGUCUUUGUCAGUGGGCAAACGUACAAAAUCAGCAGGGGUCAAAUACUUUUUUCCCUCACUGUAAAUGUGUGUGUGUGUGUGUGUGUGUGUGUGUGUGUGUGUGUGUGUGUGUGUGUGUGUAUACAGUGGGGGAAAAAAGUAUUUAGUCAGCCACCAAUUGUGCAAGUUCUCCCACUUAAAAAGAUGAGAGAGGCCUGUAAUUUUCAUAAUAGGUACACAUCAACUAUGACAGACAAAUUGAGAAAAAAAUAUCCAGAAAAUCACAUUGUAGGAUUUUUUAUGAAUUCAUUUGCAAAUUAUGGUGGAAAAUAAGUAUUUGGUCACCUACAAACAAGCAAGACUUCUUCUUUAAGAGGCUCCUCUGUCCUCCACUCGUUACCUGUAUUAAUGGCACCUGUUUGAACUUGUUAUCAGUAUAAAAGACACCUGUCCACAACCUCAAACAGUCACACUCCAAACUCCACUAUGGCCAAGACCAAAGAGCUGUCAAAGGACACCAGAAACAAAAUUGUAGACCUGCACCAGGCUGGGAAGACUGAAUCUGCAAUAGGUAAGCAGCUUGGUUUGAAGAAAUCAACUGUGGGAGCAAUUAUUAGGAAAUGGAAGACAUACAAGACCACUGAUAAUCUCCCUCGAUCUGGGGCUCCACGCAAGAUCUCACCCCGUGGGGUCAAAAUGAUCACAAGAACGGUGAGCAAAAAUCCCAGAACCACACGGGGGGACCUAGUGAAUGAGCUGCAGAGAGCUGGGACCAAAGUAACAAAGCCUACCAUCAGUAACACACUACGCCGCCAGGGACUCAAAUCCUGCAGUGCCAGACGUGUCCCCCUGCUUAAGCCAGUACAUAUCCAGGCCCGUCUGAAGUUUGCUAGAGUGCAUUUGGAUGAUCCAGAAGAGGAUUGGGAGAAUGUCGUAUGGUCAGAUGAAACCAAAAUAGAACUUUUUGGUAAAAACCCAACUCGUCGUGUUUGGAGGACAAAGAAUGCUGAGUUACAUCCAAAGAACACCAUACCUACUGUGAAGCAUGAGGGUGGAAACAUCAUGCUUUGGGGCUGUUUUUCUGCAAAGGGACCAGGACGACUGAUCCGUGUAAAGGAAAGAAUGAGUGGUGCCAUGUAUCGUGAGAUUUUGAGUGAAAACCUCCUUCCAUCAGCAAGGGCAUGGAAGAUGAAACGUGGCUGGGUCUUUCAGCAUGACAAUGAUCCCAAACACACCGCCCAGGCAACGAAGGAGUGGCUUCGUAAGAAGCAUUUCAAGGUCCUGGAGUGGCCUAGCCAGUCUCCAGAUCUCAACCCCAUAGAAAAUAUUUGGAGGGAGUUGAAAGUACGUGUUGCCCAGCGACAGCCCCAAAACAUCACUGCUCUAGAGGAGAUCUGCAUGGAGGAAUGGGCAAAAAUACCAGCAACAGUGUGUGAAAACCUUGUGAAGACUUACAGAAAACGUUUGACCUGUGUCAUUGCCAACAAAGGGUAUAUAACAAAGUAUUGAGAAACUUUUGUUGUUGACCAAAUACUUAUUUUCCACCAUAAUUUGCAAAUAAAUUCAUUAAAAAUCCUACAAUGUGAUUUUCUGGAUUUCUUUUUCUCAUUUUGUCUGUCAUAGUUGACGUGUACCUAUGAUGAAAUUUACAGGCCUCUCUCAUCUUUUUAAGUGGGAGAACUUGCACAAUUGGUGGCUGACUAAAUACUUUUUUCCCCCACUGUAUAUGUAUAUACACUACCGUUCAAACGUUUGGGGUCACUUAGAAAUGUCCUUGUUUUCGAAAGAAAUGAAAUUUUUUUGUCCAUUAAAAUAACAUAAAGUUGAUCAGAAAUACAGUGUUGACAUUGUUAAUGUUGUAAAUGGCUAUUGUAGCUGGAAACGGCAGAUUUUUUAUGGAAUAACUACAUAGGCGUACAGAGGCCCAUUAUCAGCAACCAUCAGUCCUGUGUUCCAAUGGCACGUUGUGUUUGCUAAUCCAAGUUUAUCAUUUUAAAAGGCUAAUUUAUCAUUAGAAAUCCCUUUUGCAAUUAUUGUUAGCACAGAUGAAAACUGUUGUGCUGAUUUAAAGAAGCAAUAAAACUGGUCUUCUUGAGACUAGUUGAGUAUCUGGAGCAUCAGCAAUUGUGGGUUCGAUUACAGGCUCAAAAUGGCCAGAAACAAAUAACUUUCUUCUGAAACUUGUCAGUCUAUUCUUGUUCUGAGAAAUGAAGGCUAUUCCAUGCGAGAAAUUGCCAAGAAACUGAAGAUCUCGUACAACGCUGUGUACUACUCCCUUCACAGAACAGCACAAACUGGCUCUAACCAGAAUAGAAAGAGGAGUGGGAGGCCCCGGUGCACAACUGAGCAAGAGGACAAAUAGUGUGUCUAGUUUGAGAAACAGAUGCCUCACAGGUCCUCAACUGGCAGCUUCAUUAAAUAGUACCCGCAAAACACCAGUCUCAACGUCAUCAGUGAAGAGGCGACUCCGGGAUGCUGACCUUCUAGGCAGAGUUGCAAAGAAAAAGCCAUAUCUCAGACUGGCCAAUAAAAAUAAAAUAUUUAUUUAACAUUGUUAUCAGGAAGUAUUCUAAAAUAAUGGAAAUCACUGUGCUGCCACUCCAUAAGGGCUGGGAUAGUAGUGAUUGUAAUAAUUUUCACCCCAUUUCAAGGCUUCCUUGUCUAGCUAAGAUUCUUGAAACUUAGGUAAAUGUACAACUUUGCUCUUUUUUUAUCUGAGAAAUGUAUUUUGAAUGUAAACCAAUCAGGUUUUAGGCCUGGGCAUAGCACUUUUACAGCUACCACUUUACCUCUUAAUGAUCUUGUCAAUGCUUCAGACACUAAAAUGAAAUGUCCUGCUUUGUUUGUGGACCUGUCAAAAGCUUUUGAUACUGUUGAUCAUGCUAUAUUUAUUGAAUAAGUUGUCCUCGAUAGGCCUGAGCUCUGACGCCUGUUUAUGGUUUCAUGAUUAUCUUAGUGAUAGAACUCAGGCCAUCGUGAUUGAUGGGGUUAGGUCUGAAUGUCUUGAUGUACAUAAAGGUGUACCACGGGUUGAUUUUAGGACCUGUUUUCUUCACUAUUUAUAUAAACGCCAUUGGUCAAUCUGUAAUUUAAAAAAAACUUAAUCUAUAUGCGGGGAUGAUACUAUUAUACAUGCUAUUACCCCGACUGUUGAUCUGGUUGUGUCAAAACUACAGUCAGAUUUUAAAGCUAUGCAGGAAUCCCUUGCUGAUUUAAAACUUUUGCUAAAUACUGGCAAAACUAAAUACAUGUUGUUUUUAAACUCUCGUAAGAAUGUUCACUCAUUAGAUGGUUCUCAAAUCGAACGUGUUCUAGCAUGUAGAUAUUUAGGCAUUUUGAAUUUAUAUGGAUUUGAUGUUUAAAAAACAUGUAGAUGAGCUGGAUAAGAAGCUAUGAUCUGUUUCUGUAGAAAAAUCUAUCUCUAAGCAGUAGGAAGCAGAUUAUUCAGUCAACCUUUUUAUCUGUUCUUGAAUAUGGUGAUAUUAUUUAUCAAAGUGCAGCUGCUACUACUCUUAAACCUUUGGAUGCCAUCUACCAUAGCGCCCUUUGUUUUGAUACAGGUGACAGUUUUGAUACUCAUUACUGCAUCCUGUAUCAAAAGGUUGGUUGGCCUUCGCUAAAGACCUGUAGAUCUCUACAUUACUCCCUUUUUGUUUACAAGGCCCUACUUCAUAAUCUUCCGUCUUAUCUAACUUUGCUAUUGAAGUAUAGACACCUGCGUUGCCUAACCCGUUCACAGGAUUGAGGUUCCUAGGGUCUCCACCGAGCUAGGUAAAUCUGCUUUUAGUUUUAAUGCACCGUAUUGCUCGAACAAAAUUCAAAAUACAUUUCAUCUUGAUGUUCUGGUGCCGUUUGGCAAUUUAAAGUAUUGUUUGGAGACUUAUUUGUGGAGAGAGAGAGCUUUAUUGAAUUGGUCUGGAUAUGUUAAGUCUGCAGUCUGUUGAUUAAUUUAAUGUUUCCUCCCUCUUUUCUCUUUCUUUCUGAAAGGAUGGAGAGGAACUCGAGCACUUUCAGAUCGAGUGUCAGAAAGACGGCUCAUGGAACAGCUCUGUCCCACUUUGUAAAAGUAAGAAGUGAUAAAGCUUGGAUGAGUGUGUGUGUGUGUGUGUGUGUCCGUGCCUGCCUGCCUGCCUGCCUGUCCGCAUUUGUGUGUGUUGUAUGUUGUUGAAUUUGGUUCAGCACAGAUUGGAUUUCAAUCCAAUAUUAAUUUAAUGUUUAAUGAGGCCUCUAUAUCACGUAGGAACUGCCAGGUACUUUCAUUGUAUACUGCCCCUGUGUAUAUAUUUGCAUUGUACAGCACUCUGUCUCCUCUUUCCCUCCCUCCAUAUUCUCCCUCUUUCUCUGCUUCCUCUCUCUCUCCCUCUUUCCCUACUCCUCUCAUCCACCGCCUUCCAGAAAUGGAAUCUCGGAGGAGCCGUCGAUCUCUGCCCAGCAUUCUAAGAAAUCAAAUACUGGACUAGAGCCAUGCAGUGACAUCAUCACAUGGCCAACCAACCAGUGUCUUUAAAUUCAGUGCUUCUCUAGAUUACCAGGUUAUAGCAUUGGCGAGAAGAGCAAUUAUAGAAAGUCAUAAGGAAUCUUUUCCCCUUGUCUCUCUCAUCACACUGUACUGUUGACUAUGGAGUGUGACAUCACAAACUGCAAUAAACUCUGGUACCUGCCUGGAAUCUUUCUGUUUGUGUUUGUUUCACUGUAAUACAAAUUGAAUCGAAGAACCACAGCCUCGAACAUAGAACAUAGAAUGUCAGCGCAGAAAGAGAAGCCAUAUGGAGAAUCCGCGACCUCUAUGUCGACUGAAUUACAGUGAGGUACAGUGCCACAAACAAUGCCUUUUCCCAUUUGCUUAUCUCUCUUCUAUUAGUCAUUUUAUUGGUGAUCAUCAGACUCCCAUCCUUUCAGUAGUCUGUAAUAGUCUGGGUUCUCCCCAAAGAGAGGCACUGCGCCACCUUGUGGACUGGCUGUGAAAAUAGAAAAAGAAAAUGACUGAGCUUUUAAUUUAUCUGACCUUCAUUUAUCAGCCCUUAUAUUUAGCCUCACAAAGUGUUUUACUAUUUUCUUUUCAGGAUAACCAGGGCUACAAGUAGAACACCAAAAAAAUUGAAAUAAACAGUUACAUUCGUUUUUUUUUUUUUUUUUUUUUUUUGUCUGUCAAAGCAAAAACCUGAUAAAAAGUACAGAAAUGGUUUGCUCAUUGGAAAAUUAAUAUCCAACUAGUCAGUGACAACUGUGUGAAGUUUGGAGUUUGUGACAGCAACAAUGUCAGCUUAAUACAGUAUUAUAGACACUAUGUCCUUGGAUUUCCUAUGAUCUAUAUAGAAGAACCCCUUACCUUCUAAUGACUCUUGUGUACCUUGUGAGCGUCAUAGAGCAAAACAUGUUACAUGUGCAUGUUCGUGAGAGUCUCAGCUUUUCAUUAAUAGUUUGUAGCACAAACCAUUUGGACUCUACAGACGUUUUUGUCAAAAUACCCAGCCCCGGGCCCCUUCGGGAUCCGCCCUCGUCUCACAAACACCACUCUAGCUCAGCCCCCGUUAAUCACACAGACUAAUGAUUGGUACCAAUGGAUGCAAAAUAAAUCCAAAUCCAAUGGUAUAAACCAUAAGUCUUUAGCUCAAACACACAAUGUUUAGAGAGGGUUGGAAGUUCAAAUCGCGCCGGCGUCGCGGUGGGACUGAUUGGGUAAAAAAAUAAUUGAGAACCCUGAAUAGUCAUUAAAAAAAAAAAUAGUGGCACAGCGGUCUAAGGAACUGCAUCACAGUGCUUGAGGCGUCACUACAGACCUGGGUUCGAUCCCAGGUUGUGUCGCAGCCGGCCGCGACCAGCAGACCGAUGAGGCGGCGCACAAUUGGCCCUGCGUCGUCCGGGUUAGGGGAGGGUUUGGCCGGCUGGGAUGUCCUUGUCCCAUCGAGCUCUAGCGACUCCUGUGGCAGGGCGGGCGCAUGCACGCUGACACAGUGGCCAGUUGUACGGUGUUUCCUCUGACACGUUGGUGCGGCUGGCUUCUGGGUUAAGCGAGCGGUGUGUCAAGAAGCAGUGCGGCUUGGCAGGGUCGUGUUUCGGAGGACGCAUGGCUCCCAACCUUCGCCUCUCCCAAGUCCGUACAUUUACAUUUUAGUCAUUUAGCAGACGCUCUUAUCCAGAGCGACUUAGAGUUAGUGCAUACAUUAUUUUAUCAAACCCACAACCCUGGCGUUGCAAACGCCAUGCUCUAUCAACUGAGCUAUAUCCCCUGCCGGCCAUUCCCUCCCCUACCCUGGACGACGCUGGGCCAAUUGUGCGCGCCGCCCCAUGGGUCUCCCAGUCGCGGCCGGCUACGACAGAGCCUGGAUUCGAACCAGGAUCUCUAGUGGCACAGCUAGCACUGCGAUGCAGUGCCUUAGACCACUGCGCCACUCGGGAGUCGAUGGGACAAGACUGUAACUACCAAUUGGAUAUUGGGGAGAAAAAGGGAUAAAAUAAAAAUAUCAUUAAUAUUAUCAAGUACAUGGAGUAUAAAUUAUAUCCGCCCAUCCAAUGAUUUUCAUGUGUGUGCCGCUCAUGUCCCAACUUUGCUCUUUAACCCGUGUCCAGUUGUAGAUCCAUUUCUCCAAACCAUACUUACUAAUACUGAUCAAACCUGAUUAAAUAUCAUUAACUCUUUUUCCUCUCCUUCCUCUCUCAGUGGUGGAUUGUGGGACUCCUGGGGAGGUUGCCAUGGGUGAUGUCAUCUUCGAGAGCCCCGGCAACAGCACCCUGUUCGGUUCUAUAAUCCAGUACACCUGCAGGGAGUCCAUGUACCAGAUUCACCCCAAGAUCAACAGUAUGUUCCCGUCAUAGGGCCCAAAGUUUUCUUGACCAUGCGACCUGACCAGGAAAAACUCUGGGCCCUAUAAGAGCUAGGGCCCGGUUUCCAAAAUGUAUCUUAAAGCUAAUUUCAUCGUUAUAACCUUCAUAAGGGCAUCUUUAGGUUUCUGCUUCCGAAAAUCGUCUUUAUUAAUGUUGCACUUGAAAACGCUCUGAAUAUAACGCCUGUCUCAGACCACUCUUAGAACAGCUAGGUGCGUCGUUAGAUCUCAUUGAAUAUGUUUAUCUGUCUCUCUGUGACUUCAUAGUUAAAUAUAAAUAGCCUAAAAAGUUUGCAAUGUUAUAAACAAGGGAAGCAAGGAUACCAUUUUAUUUUUAUGAAAACCGAGAUGCACCAAAUUGUAAAAUGCACCAAAUUAUAUGAUUGCUAGAUUGGUGCUACAUAUUGACAUUACUUUCAUAUGUAUGUGCAAUCGAUAGACCUACCUAGUAUUAAACCAUUGGAUUAGGCUACACUUGAGCCGCUUCAAUAUUCGUGUAUUAGGCCUGUAGGCUACUAUUAAAUGAAAGCUCAUACAUUUCACUGUAGCCUAACCAAUAACCUAAAGGUCAACAUAGAAGGUUGCCAGUUGACUUAUGACGCCUCCUGGUGGCCAUCAAUUAUUUUGACAACUACAGCCGAGUGGCUACCCUAUGCUGCAUGAUAACAGGCCUAAAACUAGUUGAUUCAUCACCACGGUCAAUUUCUAUGCAGUAUUUGGCUGCUCUAACAAAGCAGGAAAGACAACGGGAUUAUUUUUUAUUUUUUACAGAUUACCCGCAAUCAUGAAACAACAAGGAGUUAAGACUAAAGAACUGUCAGAAAAGCAAAGAAACCUUUGUGCCCGUCAAGACCUGAACCCACUGGUAAGUCUGAUUAGAUUUUUGGUUUAGUUUAGCUGUUAUGCUAAACAGGCAUUAAGAACAAGACUAAGUUAGCCAACAUUAGCUAGCUAGAUAACUUGUAGUCUAGCUAUUUGCAUGUCUCUUACAUAGGUGGCGCGUGAGUUUCAAGUUUUUGGUAAUCAAUUUUUUAACCAUAAAAAGGAUUGCAUGCAUCUAUCAUGGCAUUUGCAGACUAAUGUAAGCCUGCUAUUCCUAUUGUGGUGAGUAGAUUGGAUAGUUAUAAUUUAGGCUAUUAAUGAGUGCGUAGUGGCAUAGGCCUAUAGGCUAUAUCAGAGACGUUUCUUAUCUUUGAUAAACAUUUCAUACACUUCUACUACACUUUAUAUGACUGGAGACAUUAGCAGAGUAUUUUAUAAGAUGACGGUAGCCUGGGUCUACUUUGCUGACACUGACAACAGAUCAAUAAAACAACAUUUUCUUGAAUGCAACCAUGCAAUCUAGGCUUAUGAAAAGGGGUCAUGGCUAGAAGGGAUCCAGCUUUUGUCAAAUUAAUGUUAAAAGUAUCAUGUUUUAGCAUUUUAACUGAACAUUUUCCUAACCUUAACCUAAUUCUCUUAACCUGCUGUGUAAUUUCUCGUAAGCUGCUACGAAAAGUCGAAUUUGAAAAGCUGGAUCCUUCUAGCCAUGACCAUGAAAAGAGGAGGCACAAAUUCUACAAUAUGACGUCCAUAUAGCCUGGAGGAGGAUAUUAUUGUCUAAGAAAACUCCAAUGGUACUGACCCAAUGAUCAUUUGUUGAGAACUUUAUUCAUAAGAGGAGGGGAAAUGUAUGGACAUUACAGCAUAGGACAAAGGCCUCAAUGGGAUAGAACCACCUGCUGUGUUGACUAUUAGUUGUUCCAGCAAUAGAUUGAAUAUUUAUAUAACACUAAAACACCUGAAUGAAUUAAACACAACCAAACAAUCAAGAGCCCUGAUGGUCUAGGUGACCUAAUGAAGUUACAAUAAAUUCUAAUAUCAGCUGUGCUUUUCAUUUGUUUAUGUACUGUAGGUUCACCAGCUGACCUCUAUCAAGACACCCAUGUCGACUGGAUUCCCACUGUGAAGAUGAGCAAUGCUGCAGCAGUUUACUACUGUGAAAGAUAUCAAAGGAGACAUCCCUCAGUUACACAAGAUGGUUGUAAUAUGCUGUGCUUUGGUCAAUCUAAAUGAUUCUGUUGUGCCAUUUGAGUACAAAGCACCUUUACAUGGUCGUCAUGACAAAAGUGCCCCCUUAAACUGUAUGAAUAUAUAAAAUGUAAUUUGGAACAACAUGUAAAAGACUAUUGUUUAUGAUAUUGUAAACAUACUGUACUUCAAUAAUAGGCUAUAUUGUUGUAUGGGUGAAAUUAACAUUAUUUUGUGUGUCAUCUCUGCUUUGCCAUUCCCCAUUGAAUAAAAUGUAUUUCUUAUAGCCUAACUAUUCUUUCUUUAUAAUUUAAACACAUUUAACAUAGACAAUGUAAUUGUGCUAGUCUUAGACAAACCAUCUUCAUGAUCACAGUGGCACCUCCAAGUGCCACUGAGACCUUCUGGGAGAAAGGUAUCUGGCAUUGAACUUGGUAGUAGUAGUUGUGUGUAUGUUUUAAAUUAAGGAGCCCAUCAUCUCCUGCUUCCAGACAUUUCACUACCUAGAUUACAAGGGUUUGAUGUCAGCACAAGGCAUGUUCAAAAUCUAGUAUAAUGAUUAGCCUCACAUAUGUUGUCUACUGGUAUCGUUUUUAAAUUGAGAACAUACAGCUCAACACUUUGUGAACAAUGUGUGAGUAAAGGUAUUCUCUGCUUCAGAUGCACAAUGUCAAGGGGUGCAUUGCAAAUGGCCAUAAGGCAAAUGCCAUCAUACUGUAGGUCAGUGGUUCCCAACUCCAGUCCAUGAGUAACCCCAACAGUACACAUUUUUAUUGUAGCCCCAGACAAGCACACCUGAUCUUGUCAACUAAUCAUCAGCCCCUCAAUGAUUUGAAUCAGGUCUGUUUGUCCGGGGCUACAACAAAAAUGUGUGCUGUUGGGGUUACUCAAGGACUGGACUUGGUAACCAGUGCUGUAGGCAUAUGGCUGCAUUGGCGUUGCAUGCCAUUAUCAGCUGCAAAAUGGUUUCACAUGGCUGACAUCCUGAAAAAACGAGUGACAAUCAAAACAACUAAUUGGAGAGUCCAUUUUAGUCCAUACCAGAGGUGGCCAACAUUGCUCCACUGAUCCCUGAUCUGCUGGGUGAGCAGACUUCUAUUCCAGCCCAGCAAUAGCACACUUAAUUAUCAACUAAUUAGGUUUGAUAAAUUGAAUCUGGUGUGUUAGUGCUGGGCUGGAACAGAAGCCCGCACACCCAGCAGGGUUGGCCUGCUCCAGUUGUAAUAGGUUUACACAUUGUGCGUGACUUUAAAACUGUAUAUUUGUUUUUUUUUAAAUAUAUAUAUGCUAACAUAGGUACACAUAUAACUCAUGGUGUACAAGGAUGUACCCUUAUUCUCUUGGGACAUUCAUUGGGACCUCUUCAUCUGCAGACGCAGACAGGGUUUCACAGCUCUCUGUAUCCGAGGACAGAAAACAUCACAAAGACACAGGCUGCUUUAUACUCAAAUUAGACAGCACUGAAUAUUAUGUUGCUGUAUUUAUUUGUCCUCAGUUUUUCUCGUUAGGGACUGGAACUGGAUAAUCUUUUCAUAAUGUCCUCCCACAAAGGUACCUGUCCUAUCCAGAGUAGCCUACUCUCCAUUCUGUGACAGCUGGAACUCUUCCAUGGCUGUUAGCUAGCUACCUAGCUACAAAUGAAUUUCAAGUUACAACAAUAAAUACUAACUAGCUAAUAUUAAGUUAGCUAGCUGGUGAUAUUUAAUUAACUUAGCUAGCUAUACAGUAUGCAAAGCUAGCUAGCAAACAUUACGUUAGCAGCUCAUUUGAGUUAGCCUGAACAUUAAGUUCCUGUAGCUAAUAAUACAUUGUUUUUAAAAAUCAUUAAAACAUUUAUUCUACUUACUUGAAUAGGUUCUCCCACUGCCUCUGUUUUCUGGGUCCUUAGAAAAAUUUAACAAUGGGUAAUCUUCGCGAAGUUUCUGGUGGUAGCAAAAUGCAGCCAGCCAUGUGGACGAUCAGAGGACUUCCACCAGACUGACUCUGGUCUUCCAACAAUACGCCUGGUGUGGUUGCUAGGUGUAAGCCCUCUAUAUUAGGUCUAUGGCAACGUCGCUUAACAUGUUUAAUUAUUUAGCCUCUCUAACAUAAUCCAGGUAGAAUCAGGAAUUCCCCAGGGCAGCUGUCUAGGCCCCUUACUUUUUUCAAUCUUUACUAAUGACAUGCAACUGGGCUUGAGUAAAGCCAGUGUGGCUAUGUAUGCAGAUGACUCAACACUAUACACGUCAGCUACUACAGCAAGUUAAAUCACUGCAACACUUAAUAAAGAGCUGCAGUUAGUUUCAGAAUGGGUGGCAAGUAAUAAGUUAGUCCUAAAUAUUUCAAAAACUAAAAGCAUUGUAUUUGGGGCAAAUCAUUCACUAAACCAUAAACCUCAACUAAAUCUUGUAGUACAUAAUGUGGAAAUUGAGCAAGUUGAGGUAACUAAACUGCUUGGAGUAACCCUGGAUUGUAAACUGUCAUGGUCAAAACAUGUUGAUAAAGUAGUAGUUAAGAUGGGGAGAAGUUUGUCCAUAAAACAGAUAAAAAUACACCUUAUGGAACAGCGGGGACUGUGAAGAGACACACACAUACUCACAUACACAUGAUAAGACACGCGCUCUACACACACCUACACAUGGAUGUUGCAUUGUAGAUAUGUGAUAGUGGAGUAGUGGCCUGAGGGAACAUACUAAAUGGAUUGGGUAAAGUGUUAUGAAAUGUAAUGUCAUGUAAUAUUUGUAACUUUAUAUAACUGCCUUAAUGUUGCUGGACCCCAGGAAGAGUAGUUGCUGCCUUGGUAGCAGCUAAUGGGGAUCCUUAAUAAUUACAAAUACAAAGAAAUUGUAGAAUUUCUGUAGGCCUACUUGAAACUCAAUUCCUGCCUGCCAUUAGGCUACAAUGAUUUGUUGAGCAAUUACGAAAACCAUUAUCAUCAUAUUUGUUUAAUGGCGACUGAGACUUUAUUCGUUCUUGCUCAAAGUCGACACAAACUGAAGAAAUGCAGAAUUUACAUAAUCAAACAUUGCAUACAAAAAGCAUGAGAAAACCCUUAGAAUGCAUAACACAUGGCAAACAUAUAAUGCAAACACUUAAAUAAAUAGCCUACAGAACAUUUAUUCUCUUGAAGGAAAAUGUGUAUUGUGUAAAACAUGGAUUUAAGAUUUACAGUGAGCUCUUUAGUCUACUUCUGGAAUAAUUUUCAGCACAGGACAGCUCCUGUAAUGGCAGAGUCAAGUUUGACUUUGUAACUCGUGCACUGCGUGGUGUUUUGGGAAAUGGGUGUGACAUCUAUGGCUGUUAUUUUUACAAUUCAUCAUUAAAACACUCGUAAGCCUCAAUUCCAUCACUACUGGGAAACCGGGCCCAGAGUUUUUCCCAAUCAAGUCAAGUAGUCAGGAAACAUUCUGGUUUCUUUCAUUUGUUAUGCUGAUUUGAGCACAUGCUGACAUUUUAUAUGCAAAUAUGUCAUUUAUUGACUGUCUGUGCAGCUAUGUACACCUGUGGGGAGAAGGGAGAGUGGACCAACUCAGAACGUGGGACUAAAACUCCUACCUGUUUACCAGGUAAGCUUCACUACUGCAGGCCUAACUGUUGAAUUUUUACAGUAAGAGUGUAUGGAUCCGAUCUGUAGGGAUCCGAAUCCCAGUCUCCUGUUCAGGAAACCACAAUAUUAACUAUUUAAAAAUUAUCUCUUGGACCGAGGGUGCCACUGGUUUUAAGUUGCAGACAGGGCUACCUCAUCACGAGAGCAUGAGUCCAACUCACACUCUGUGUGGCUGUGUCUGUGUGUUUCAGCAUGUGGGGAGCCGUCCCAGUCCUUCCCAGCACUGAUGAAGCGCAUCGUCGGGGGGCGUAGCGCUGUGCCAGGUCUCUUCCCCUGGCAGGUCCUCUUCACCGUGGAAGACAUGUCUCGUGUCCCGGAGGACCGCUGGUUCGGGAGCGGGGCCCUGCUCUCCGAGUCUUGGGUCCUCACCGCCGCUCACGUCCUGCGCUCCCAACGCCGCGGCGACACCGUGGUGCCUGUGGCGCCCGAACACAUCCGCGUCUACCUGGGCCUGCACGAUGUCCGUGCCAAGCAACACGCCACCAACCGCUUGGUGGAACAAGUCAUCCUCCACCCUCACUUCGACCCUCGCAACUACAACAACGACAUCGCCUUGGUCAAGCUGAGUCAGGCGGUGCCCGUGGGGGAGCUGGUGCGGCCCGUCUGCCUGCCCCCUCCCCAGGGAAAAGACAGGCCCCAGAGCCCCCAGCUCAACACCCUGGGCCUGGUGGCCGGCUGGGGCAUCUCCAACCCCAACGCCUCUGUGGCCACCGACACCGCCGCGCUCUCCUCUGACCUGGGCAUGGUGUCGGACGUGCUGCAGUAUGUCAAGCUGCCCGUGGUGGCGCAGGAGGAGUGCAAGGCCAGCUAUGCCUCACGCUCCAUCAACUACAACAUCACUGACAACAUGUUCUGUGCCGGCUUCUACGAGGGCGGGCGCGACACGUGCCUGGGGGACAGCGGGGGGGCGUUCGUGAUGGAGGACCCUGGAAGCGGGCGCUGGGUGGCCCAAGGCCUGGUGUCAUGGGGGGGGCCGGAGGAGUGUGGGAGCCAGAGGGUUUACGGGGUCUACACCCGGGUGGCCAACUACGCCGAUUGGUUGCAGAGCCAACUGGGGACGGGGCCGUGGUGG
Messenger RNA from Coregonus sp. 'balchen', 19508 nucleotides. The record is from the annotation of a GenBank genome assembly. Lineage: Eukaryota; Metazoa; Chordata; Actinopteri; Salmoniformes; Salmonidae.